GCCAAAAUCAAAUUCAAGUCAAGUGUUUAUUUAUAAAAACAUUUCCAGCAUUUCUAACCUCAAGUUAAGUCGUGGGUUCAAAUUAUUUGCACGCUGAACAAGUUUUUAACUUAGAUAUUUCUCAGAAAUGGUGCGAACAGGUGAUAGAUGUGUUACAUUUGGGGGUAGUAGAAGUUCUGCUAAAAAAGGCGGAGGAAAAUCUAGUGCUGCUAGUGGCAGUUCAACACCGAAAUCUAAGGGAUCUUCUAGCAGGGCGAAUUCUAGCAUUGGUGGCAAUCCAGUUUGUCCUAGAGAAACUCCAGAAUGGCAAAAACCAAUUACUAGCUUCUUUCUAAAAAAAGAUCCUGCAGAAUCUUCAAGUGGAAUAAGUGAAAAAGGAUCCCGAGAAACACUGAAUAGUUCAGAAUGUAAUAUGUCGUGCAGCAAUAAUAAAACUAAUGACGAUGCAGAUGACGCUCUGGCUGAACAAACCCAAUCCAAAGUAUUAGAUUCUAAGAAAUUACCAGCAGAAAAAGACUUACAGGAAAUUACAUCUGAUAAUAUUAAUACGAAUAACACUUCAAAUGGAAUUGAAGAAAAACCAGGAACCAGUUCACUUACUAAUAAAACCACACUUGAGGAAAAUAAGUUAGAUCAUUCUGUAGGAAAUGGAAGUAAAUGUAUAACCCCUACUUCUGAGAAGAAACGUAAGUCAACCAUAAAUAUUUUAACGCCUAAAAGAAUACAAAGCCAUUCUUGAACUGCAAACGUUGUGAUUAAUUUCAGUAUUGAGGGUUCAGGCUUGACAUAUGUCCCAAUAUAAUAAAUUUCCUAUGAUCUAUUAUCGUUUAAGAAUUAUAUUUUUGUCUAUAUGCAAAGUUUGUACUACCUCAUGUUCUAUUUCGGACUAAUUCAAGAUGAAUUUUUGAAAACUGUUAUUGUAUUCCUAUUGAAAACUGUGUAAUAUUAUUAUAUAAAUUCCUUAUAAUGUGAUUUUUGUGUAUUGAAGUAGAGUAUGAUGUGGUACCAAUAAAAAAAGCCUGAAUAUUAGGUGUUCCAUUAUUUAAUCGUUAACUAGUGUUAUUUUUCUAUGUUAUACCAAGUUAUAUCGAAAGAAAUAAAUGUUACAACAUCUUGAA
Coccinella septempunctata (seven-spotted ladybird) is the source of this 1118-nucleotide messenger RNA. RefSeq names its product PCNA-associated factor-like. The transcript is spliced from 3 exons. The coding region runs from base 128 to 739 and encodes 203 amino acids. The record is from RefSeq and is a predicted model, not a curated record. NCBI's taxonomy places the organism in Eukaryota, Metazoa, Arthropoda, Insecta, Coleoptera, Coccinellidae.